This is a messenger RNA of Gigantopelta aegis, 1562 nucleotides long. RefSeq names its product thymidylate synthase-like. The transcript is spliced from 9 exons. Lineage: Eukaryota; Metazoa; Mollusca; Gastropoda; Neomphalida; Peltospiridae. The record is from RefSeq and is a predicted model, not a curated record. Gene Ontology annotation, molecular function: thymidylate synthase activity. Gene Ontology annotation, cellular component: mitochondrion; cytosol. The coding region runs from base 435 to 1394 and encodes 319 amino acids. Gene Ontology annotation, biological process: dTMP biosynthetic process.
UUUGCAUGUGCACGUAGUCGGUCUACUAUUCAGUAGUGUACUGGCACUUUUAAGUUAUUUUGCUUUAUAUUUGCUUUAUAAUAGUGUAUAUGUGUCCCCCUUCCCCAACUUUUUGGCACCUUUCAACGCUCGUGUAUUAUUACAGAUUAAAGAUAUAGGCAUACAUGCCUAUGGGCCUGUGGCAUUGGAACAAUAUCUGGAGGGGUAGCACAGUCUCUGGUGGGACUAGAGUUUUUAUCUUUUACAUAGGGCCUAUAAAGCACAAAAGAUAAUGACCAAAAUAAGAACAGAAAAUCUAAUGUUUAUACAUUUAUAAUGUUGGUAAAAUUAAUGCCAGUGACAGGAAAAGAAGGAAGUGGUUAGGAGACAAUUGCAGUAAUUUCGUCAUUGGUGUAGCGUCUCCAAGUGACAAAGACUUCUCCCUGCCAGGUCCUAUGCUUCAGCUGUUGCAUCCAUCAACUCUUCCAUCGCUCACUCGUUCCAUUGUCAUAUUCACCAACUUGGCUUCUUGGAGAAGCAGAGGCACCAGCAGGUCAGAUGAAUUCCAAUAUCUGGAAGCCAUUCAACAAAUUAUCGACCAUGGCGUGCGGAAAGGAAACCGAACUGGCACAGACACAUUUUCCAUAUUUGGAAUGCAGAUGAGAUACAAUCUGAAACAAAGUUUUCCACUCUUGACAACAAAGCGUGUGUUCUGGAGAGGGGUUGCUGAAGAGAUCCUGUGGUUUAUCAGGGGCUCGACGAAUUCCAAGGAACUCAGUGACAAAGGAGUCAACAUAUGGAAUGCUAAUGGAUCAAGAGCUUUCCUAGACAGUCUGGGAAUGACCGAACGAGAAGAAGGUGACUUGGGCCCGAUGUACGGGUUUCAGUGGAGACAUUUCGGAGCCGACUACAAAGAUAUGCACACGGACUACAGUAGACAAGGAAUCGACCAGCUCCAGUCUGUCAUCGAGAAAAUCAAAAACAGUCCUGAUGACCGGAGAAUCGUUAUGUCAGCGUGGAAUCCACCAGAUCUUCCUAAGAUGGUUUUGCCUCCCUGUCAAUGUUUGGUUCAGUUCUAUGUAGCGAAUGGAGAACUGUCUUGUCAGAUCUACCAGAGGUCAGCUGACAUGGGUUUAGGAGUUCCAUUCAACAUUGCAAGUUAUUCUCUCUUAACUUGUAUGAUUGCACAUGUGACUGGCCUCAAGCCUGGUGACUUUGUGCAUACAUUGGGAGAUGCACAUAUUUACGUUAACCACAUAGAGCCGUUGAAAGUGCAGUUAACCCGUGAGCCAAGACCAUUUCCAAAACUGAUUAUUAAAGGGGAGGUGGACAGCAUUGAUGAUUUCACAAUGGACAAUUUGGAACUCGUGAAAUAUAACCCUUACCCAAAAAUCAAGAUGGAUAUGGCUGUGUAAUCAGCAGAUGGUUUUUUGUAUAAAUGACAAAAAUCACAACAAAUAUAGAGCUCUGUAGAUCAUCACUUGAUUGUGUAAUGUGGACAAAAAUAAUCACAAACAUUGUGGUUACAGGGUUUGAGCUGCUGCCAAUUUCAAAUAAGUGUUUGAUUUGGUGAUGAUAUUUAA